AUGAUCCCAAUAACGUCUUGGUAUAUUUUAAUUUUAUUGAUAAUUUCACGAGCGAUCACAUCAGAAACGUCGAAAAAUUUCAGCCCAAAAGCACCAAAGUCAAGUAGUGAUGAGAAACUUCAUUCUACAAAUUCAGCGGCUGAUCAACCACAUUCAAGACAAAAGAGAUUAAUUUGGGUAGCUGAUGAUGGGAGAUUAGCACUUCCGCCAGGAACAAGUCUGGUGAUAGCACCAACGUUAGCGAUGCCUUUCAUUCGAUAUCCACCUGAUGGAUUUCAUUCCAAUAUUUCCAUUUCAUUACCUUUAACAAUUGAUUUUGAUAAGUUGGGGUUGACUGACAAUCAAAAUCCUUUGGGAACUUUGGGCCCAUUUUUUGGACGAAGUAUGGGACGUUCAGCAGGUUCCAUCUUAGCUGAUUAUGUUUAUAAAUUUUUGAAACAUCGAACGAAGCGUGACAUUGGAAAUGAUUUCAUGAAGAUCAAUCAAAUUGAAAAUGAGAUUCCGACGCUGCCUGAUGAACAUAAACACGCUUUUCAUGGAGGCGAACGUGCACUUCUCUAUGCAGUGCUUGAAGAUUUUCUCAGUAAUUUCGGUCUCGAUGGUCACAACUGUUUAUUGAGAGCGAUUUGUGAAGUUCACUCAAAAAGCAUUCAUCGUUAUGGAUUGUUUGGUGAAUUUUUAAAGCUUUUUUUCACAGCUUCUUUGUCACCAUACUCAAAACUUCUUUCCGAAUACGUUGAAGCUGAGAAAAUGGGAAAGGAAGUGAGUGAAUGUCUUCCGUACUACAAGCAAUGUCCAAAAAGCAUUUUUAAAAGUUCCAGCAUCAGUUCAAUGACGCGUAACAACGCUUUUACAAUUAAUUCUGCACAUGAGUCAAUGUAAUAAAAUAAUUAUUAAUCGUUAAUUAAAAAUCUAAGUGGCC
This is a messenger RNA of Clunio marinus, 922 nucleotides long. Lineage: Eukaryota; Metazoa; Arthropoda; Insecta; Diptera; Chironomidae. The record is from the annotation of a GenBank genome assembly.